AUAAUUGCUAGUAUUCGGAAAUAAAAUGGCCGCCUCCAUUGGCACGGUUAUUGGUAGAUGUUUUUCGAGACAGCUGAAAUUACGAAAAUCUGGUUUACUAAUUUAUAAGCAUUGUAAUGCAUCGAUAUUUCGACUGUCUUCGCAUUUUACUUAUGUACCUGAUACCGUUCCACCUUCAGAAGGUGAAACUGCUCGAAUGAAUCUUUACCAAGCUGUUACGAAUGCACUUGAUAUAGCACUUGAAAGUGAUCCAACAGCAGUGAUAUUUGGAGAAGAUGUAGCAUUUGGUGGUGUUUUUAGAUGUACUGUUGGUCUUCAAGAUAAAUAUGGAAAGGAUAGAGUUUUCAAUACUCCUCUCUGUGAGCAGGGUAUAGCUGGCUUUGGUAUAGGUGUAGCUGCUGCUGGAGCAACUGCUAUUGCAGAAAUUCAGUUUGCUGAUUAUAUAUUUCCUGCAUUUGAUCAAAUUGUCAAUGAAGCUGCAAAAUAUAGAUAUAGAUCUGGUAAUGAAUAUGACUGUGGAAAUUUAACAAUAAGAGCACCAAUUGGAGCUGUUGGACAUGGUGCUAUGUAUCAUUCACAGAGUCCAGAAAGUUUUUUUGCACAUUGUGCAGGACUAAAGGUUGUUGUUCCUCGAGGUCCAAUUCAAGCUAAAGGAUUAUUGCUAGCAUGCAUCAGAGAUAGAAAUCCCUGUAUAUUUUUUGAGCCAAAAAUUUUAUAUAGACUUGCAGUUGAACAAGUUCCUGUAAAAGAUUAUACUUUACCUUUGUCUAAAGCUGAAAUUUUAAUUGAAGGAACUGAUGUGACUUUAGUUGGUUGGGGAACUCAAAUUCAUGUUCUACGAGAAGUUGCUCAAAUUGCACAAGAUAAACUAAAUGUUUCAUGUGAAGUAAUUGAUCUUGUUACAAUUUUACCAUGGGACAAAGAAACAGUUGCUGAAGUGAGUAAUUUAGCUCUUAAAUAUUUAAUAAUUUUCAAAUAAUAUUUUAUUUGAAAUGUCAAUUUAAGCAAACAUUAUCAUGCUGUAAAAAGACUAGUUUUUAAGUUAUUUAAAUAUAAAAAUGUACAGUAGUUAACACAAAGACGUAGAACAAAGCUGAAGUUGAUAUAUUUUUUUUAUAAUAAAAACUGCAGUAGAAGGAAUAUUAUUAUAAUGAAUAACUCAAUCUUUUAAUAUCCAGAACAAACCAUUUGCCAAACUAAUGUUUUUGAGAUAGUUUAUAGUCUUCAUCAGGUUUAAACAUAAAUCCAACAAAGUAGCAUUGGUAUUCAAAAAUGUGUAAGUAUGGUGUGUUUGAUGUGUAAGUAUGGUGUGUUUGAAUUAAUUUAAAUAAGAGAAUGCAUAUAAUAUA
Molecule: messenger RNA, 1349 nt
Organism: Centruroides sculpturatus (bark scorpion)
Lineage: Eukaryota; Metazoa; Arthropoda; Arachnida; Scorpiones; Buthidae
Product: 2-oxoisovalerate dehydrogenase subunit beta, mitochondrial-like
Exons: 7
Coding region: 26-979 (317 amino acids)
Biological process (GO): branched-chain amino acid catabolic process; response to nutrient
Molecular function (GO): catalytic activity
Source: RefSeq, a predicted model, not a curated record